Messenger RNA from Toxorhynchites rutilus septentrionalis, 1125 nucleotides. RefSeq names its product peroxiredoxin-5, mitochondrial (gene Prx5). NCBI's taxonomy places the organism in Eukaryota, Metazoa, Arthropoda, Insecta, Diptera, Culicidae. The transcript has 2 exons. Gene Ontology annotation, cellular component: cytoplasm; mitochondrion; peroxisome. Gene Ontology annotation, molecular function: thioredoxin peroxidase activity. Gene Ontology annotation, biological process: cell redox homeostasis; cellular response to oxidative stress; hydrogen peroxide catabolic process. The coding region runs from base 142 to 720 and encodes 192 amino acids. The record is from RefSeq and is a predicted model, not a curated record.
UGUCGAACCUUGUUAGUGUUGUUUCGGUGUGUGCAGUGAAUUCACACAAGCAGUUUGUUUGCCAAUCAUCACAAGUGUACUUCCUUUGGCUGUUUCUGCUCUGUUGUUAUUGCCCUUUACAUUCUUUUUUUCAUACGUUCAAUGUAUCCGCUACUAGUACAGAACAUUUCCAGUAAGUUCAGUCUAUUAAGUGAACUUGGACGAUCCGCAUUUACACUGCAACAGUCGUUAUUUCAUACAACGAAAAUGGUUCAGAUUAAGGAAGGCGAUAAAAUCCCAUCGAUUGAUCUGUUUGAGGACUCUCCAGCGAAUAAAGUCAACAUAGCCGAUCUUUGCUCGGGAAAGAAAGUUAUAUUGUUUGCAGUCCCUGGUGCGUUCACGCCAGGUUGCUCGAAGACUCACCUGCCCGGCUAUAUUGAUAAAGCCGGCGAUUUGAAGUCGUCUGGCGUUGCGGAAAUUGUUUGCGUCUCGGUAAACGAUCCAUUUGUUAUGUCGGCUUGGGGCAAACAACAUAACGCUGCCGGCAAGGUUCGUAUGCUGGCUGAUCCGGCAGCAGUGUUCACGAAGAAGCUUGAGCUAGGUGCCGAUUUGCCACCUCUUGGAGGAUUGCGUUCCAAGCGCUUUUCGAUGGUGCUGGAAGACGGCGUUAUUAAAACAUUGAACGUGGAACCGGAUGGCACAGGAUUGUCCUGCUCUCUUGCCGAUAAGAUCAAGGUUUAAAAAAUCGAUUAUUUGCGAUUAUUAGAGCUUGAGCAUGAAUCGAGCAUUGCAAAACAUUUAAAUUGUAGCAGGUUGAUAGCACGAAUCAGCGAAAAUAAUGUCUGGUCCAAUCCGUCGCACUACCAAAAACAACAUCUACUAGCUUCCCUCAAAUUCAAUUCAACUGAACGUAUCUAUCUGAAAACAAAAUUUUUAAAGUAAACAUUGUUAAUAAUCAAUUCGAACCUUAAGUACUAGCUGUAAUCGAGUUGAACUCAAAAAUCUGAAGGCUUUUAGCAUCUCAUGCUUAUAUGACCACUUCACGAAAUGAAAUAUUGAUGUAAACAUUUCAGGUUUACACCCACAUGUCAAAUUGAUAAUUGUUACUUUUAUAGAUCCCAACCAUUAAACACGUUAGACAUAAAA